GGAACAUUCACACAUGCGCAGUAGAUAACAUGGUUUAGUUUGGAGAGAAAAGAAUGCCAGCCAGCCCUUAAAGAAUAUGAAUAAGUAGUCUUUUAUGGAGGUAAAUACACAAGUUUGAUUUUUUACAGACACAUAACAGCUACUAACCAACCCGUGAGGCAGUCUACAGUUUCUUUAAAUGUAAGGACCUGAAAAGAUCUCUAAGGAUGCCACUCUUUGGAAACACAUUCAGUCCGAAGAAGACUCCACCUCGCAAAUCUGCAUCCCUGUCCAGCCUCCACACGCUGGAUCGUUCAACAAGGGAAGUAGAGCUAGGUCUUGAGUAUGGCCCCCCUGUGAUGAACAUUGGAGGUCAAAGCUGGAAAUUUGAUGAGGGACAAUGGUUAACAGAAUCAGGUGGCAAUGCUUCUGGUCGGGAAAUGCAGCGACUUAAGAAAAGAAAUGUCCAGCUGGAGGAAGAGAACAACCUUCUAAAACUAAAGAUUGAACUUCUCUUGGACAUGUUAACUGAAACAACUGUGGAGUACCACCUGAUGGAGAAAGAAGUGGAAGGUAUGAAGACUCAACAUCGACGGAAGAAAUGACGAACUUGAUCUUAAGCCUUCGUCAAAGGACUUGUUUUUCCAUAUUUGGAGUUCAUUAAAAAAUGUGACUUUUGUUUUGUUUGCAAGAACAGAUAAAAUGCAUGCUCAUCAUUUUUGUCAUUAAAGGGAAUCUUGUGUUGUA
This is a messenger RNA of Notolabrus celidotus (New Zealand spotty), 726 nucleotides long. It is a transcript of the gene cby1, whose product is annotated as chibby homolog 1 (Drosophila). The coding region runs from base 207 to 584 and encodes 125 amino acids. NCBI's taxonomy places the organism in Eukaryota, Metazoa, Chordata, Actinopteri, Labriformes, Labridae. The transcript is spliced from 5 exons. The record is from RefSeq and is a predicted model, not a curated record.